Molecule: messenger RNA, 3614 nt
Organism: Pyricularia oryzae 70-15
Lineage: Eukaryota; Fungi; Ascomycota; Sordariomycetes; Magnaporthales; Pyriculariaceae
Product: non-imprinted in Prader-Willi/Angelman syndrome region protein 2
Exons: 2
Coding region: 954-3227 (757 amino acids)
Biological process (GO): magnesium ion transport
Cellular component (GO): membrane
Molecular function (GO): magnesium ion transmembrane transporter activity
Source: RefSeq, a predicted model, not a curated record
UGUGGACAUACGUCAAUACUUGCCUAUCACGGUAUCACCGUCAAUCUUUCUUUUCCCAAGCAUCAUCCUAUUUCGUUUUCCCGGUUCUCCUAAUAUCCCACUUUCUACAACCAAACAUGUCACCUUUUUACUUUUUCCGCUGCCGUUGGAAUCUCUGGAGAUCACUCCACAGCUAGUCUAAUAUAGCUGCAGCCUUACUAUCCGAAAACACUCAAUUGCUACAUCUCGCCAAACACCAUCUUUGAGGGGUGAACCCCACAAUUCCCCCCUGACGACCAGCCCUCACACAGCAACCGUCUCAGCGAACAAUUUGGCGUGCUUGUCAAAGUGUGCUUCUCGACCAGUCAAUCCAUCGGCCACCGCACCCGAAAGAUCUGAUCCGAGGUGCAGGGAAUGUCAAACGAACCUCACGACGCCAACAGCUCAUCCCUACAGGUUGGCAAGGUGGCAAGGAGGCACUAACGUAAGAGACUUUGGAGUUUUGACAUUGGGCCUGCCAUCGGAUCACAGGAAUCGUCCAAUAAUUCGCCUACGCACGCCAGGCCAGACCAGACCAGACUAGGUCUGGCGGUUAAACGGUCCCAACGGUCCACUCCCGCUCGAACACCCGCCAAGCUGCACAGGUUCGACUUAUCUUUCCGACCAAUCUUCCCGAAACCUUGGUACCCUUUACAACAUUUUGCUCGAACCCUAUUGCGCCCGUCAAUUCUAUGCUGUCGCACGCGGCAGGCCGUUGUCGCUUUGGUGCAUAUUUGCAAAUACAAAAAAAACGAACUGGAUUAAAUCGAUAGACCCAAACCACAAGAUAAGAAACGAACCAAAUAAGCAGUACAAGAAAACACGGCAAUCUUGGGGGUUGAAGCUCCCCAGAGUCGCCGCGGUGACGAGCUUCGUCCUUGCUCUAACUACCCGACGACAAAACUUUCCGACGAGUCGCACCAAACCGAGCAACCAUGGAUGCAACAACGGAAGCCAUGGCGACGGCGCAUGAGCUUUACGCCCGUUCCGGUGGUAUUGGCGGCGGCGACGCUGCUUCACGACCUCCCAUAUUCAAACUCGUCGGUAUAAUACUGGCCAUUUCUUCUGGCGCCUUUAUCGGCACUUCGUUCGUACUCAAGAAGUACGGCUUGCUGAAGGCCAACGAAAAGUACAACGAGGAACCUGGCGAGGGCUACGGAUACCUCAAGAACUUUUGGUGGUGGACUGGCAUGAUCUUGAUGAUCAUUGGAGAGAUAUGUAACUUUGUUGCGUAUGCCUUUACCGAUGCCAUUUUGGUCACACCGCUCGGAGCUCUGUCCGUCGUCAUCACAGCCAUCCUAUCUGCCAUAUUCCUCAAGGAGCGCCUCAGCUUGGUCGGCAAGGUGUCUUGCUUCCUUUGCAUCGUAGGAUCCGUGGUCAUUGUCAUGAACGGCCCACAAGAGUCGUCCGUUGCAACCAUUGAGCAGAUGCAGUCCUUCGUCAUACACCCGGCAUUUCUUUCCUACACAGGCGUGAUUGUUAUCGGCAGUGCUAUCACCGCCUUCUAUUGUGGACCGCGCUGGGGCAAGAAGAAUAUGCUUGUCUACAUCUCCAUAUGCUCGUGGAUCGGAGGCUUGAGCGUGGUUGCAACACAGGGCCUGGGAGCUGCAAUCGUCACCCAGAUUGGGGGUAAGCCGCAGUUUAACCAAUGGUUCACUUAUGUGUUGUUGGCUUUCGUCAUUGCAACCUUGCUCACUGAAAUCAUCUUCCUGAAUAAAGCAUUGAAUCUCUUCAACGCUGCCAUGGUCACACCUACCUACUAUGUCUACUUUACCAGCACCACAAUCAUCACCUCCACCGUCUUAUUCCGAGGAUUCAAGGGCACACCCACGUCCAUCAUCACGGUGGUCCUAGGAUUCCUCACUAUCUGUGCAGGCGUCGUAUUGCUGCAGCUUUCCAAGUCCGCAAAGGACGUUCCCGAUACUGCCGUUUUCAAUGGAGACCUUGACCAGAUCCAUACCAUCGCCGAACAGGAGCAGCCAGAGACAGAGCCCAAAGCAGAUGCCAUUCGUGGAACUGCCGCUAUUGUCCGAAGGCUUUCAUCUGCCCGAAUGCGUAUGGAGGCAGAGGAGCUUAAGCGGUUGCACGAAGAAAAACAAGCCGAGACUCUGGAUCCUGUGAAUGAGGAUGCCAUGGCGCAAUAUGAGUGGGAUGGUCUCAGAAGGCGCAGGACUACCUACGGCAGUCGGAGAUCACGAGCCAUGACCUCGCCCAAUCCAUUUGUAAUCCCACCCCCAACACCUCACCCGCCUCUUGGUUGGUCGCAUUUCCCUACACAGGAAGAACUCGACGCUCUCGAACGGCCCUCUACGCCAGGCGCCAUGUCCAGCAUUGUUGGGACAAUCCGCUCCAGGGCCAGAAGCAUAAUGGUGAAGGAUGGGGAUACUCCGGCAAGGCACAGCGCGCGGCCAGGCUUGGAGAGCAUCCAUAGCCCCAUGCAUCCCGUCCAACUGACCGAGGUCAACUUGCAGCAGACAGGACAAGACCUGGAAGCUGGGUUGUACCCAGAGAAGAAGGAUGGAAAGUACUACCAAGGCAGCACCCUGAGCGUCCCCGGGACUAGUCGCAGCGCACCUGCUGGAAGGCACAGAGGCCCUUCAAACGCCAGCGACCUGAGCAGCCUAGGCCCACCGCCGACGCCACCGCCGCACGGCGGCGCACGUCGACAGUUUAGCUUCCAAAAGAUGGGCUUUGGCCUAGGGAUGAGGGGAAGCGGUGCAAGCCAGCACCAAGCAUCCCCAUCGCCGGGAGGUUUCGGGUCUGACGGUAUCGAGGAGGCAAGACCGCGUACGGGACGGGGAUACUCAAGUCCGAUAACCAAGGGUGCUAGCGAGGAGGAGAGAGUAGGGCUCGUGACAAACGACGUCAAGUCAUUGCCUACGUUGCCUCGAUAUGACGAGGUAUCGGAGGAGAAUGAGCUUUUGCCCGAAGAGGGUGGCGCCUACAGCGACGAGAGUAGGAGGACGCCGCCCAGAGCGAAAUACGGCCGGGGCAUCACCGAGAGCCCUCCAAGAGCCCGACAGACGCUGGAAGAGGCCGAAGAAGCCUCCCUGGCUGAGUACGAGGCAUCUCGGAAGAGGUUCAACGAUACUCGGGCAGCAAGCCGUGAUCGGUCCGGGGAUCCAGGCUCCUCGAGGGAUCGUGGGAGUCCGCCGGCCAGACAAUCACGAAGGCCGCCACCAGGCGGCAAUAACGGGGCGUUUAUCUGAUUUGACGACUACUUGUCAUCUUUGUGGAUCACUGGGAGGCUUUUUUCUCUUAUCAUUGUAAUAACGAACUUUGGGACGAGUGCACACAAGAGCAAAAGCAAAACGGGCGAGCAUUGGUCGAGCGGCUGAAUUGGUUUCGCAUAUGACAAGGCAAAUAACGGUUUUUAUCUCUCGAUUUGGCUUGGUUUCCUUCAUCCCAUGGCCUGCUCACCAGGCAAUAAUGUAACAACAGCAAUCACUUGACGUCGACAGUGCAGACAGAGGAUUUGUUUUUCUUGCACAUGAGGAGUAUAUUAUACACGAAUAUAUGUAGAUUAGUUGGACUGUACGGUCACAAUACAAAAUGAACAGUAGUCAAGCAAAGCAAAGUAAACGAUUCGAGCCGAA